AUGGGUAUUCUUAGCAAGAAAAUAUUGGUUGAUCUUAGAAUACCGCUAUAUGAUACCUUAACGGGUUAUGUGUGGGUUCAGGUGAGGAACGAGUACGGCUUGGGAGAGCCAGAGCUGUACGGAGAAGCGAACAGAGAAGAUCCGAAAGCAGUGGUUGAUGGAGUAGCUGUGGCUGGACUUGUUGGGAUCUUGCGACAGUUAGGCGACCUCUCUGAAUUUGUGGCAGAGGUUUUUCAUGGCAUACAGGAGCAAGUGAUGAGUACAUCUUCUAGAAGCCAUAAAAUGGUUGUUCGUGUACAACGCAUUGAAGCUGCACUUGUUCCACUUGAGAAGGUCGUGUUGGCCCUAAAAAGCCACUUACAUUUUGCUUACAGAGCUGGUUGUAACUGGCAUUCUCAUCUCCAAAAUGAGCAAAAUCACUUUAUUUACGGUGACUUGCCAAACUGUAUUAUGGAUUCCUAUGAAGAAUGUAGUGAUCCACCACGUCUUCAGUUGCUUGACAAAUUCGACACUGGUGGCCCAGGAUCUUGCUUAAAAAGAUACUCGGAUCCUACCUACUUUAGGAGAGCAUCAGCCAACUCUAGAGAAGCAAAUGUUGAGAAAGUCUCAAAAGAUAGGAAGGCUUGUAGAAGCAAGACAAAGAGAAACCAAUCAAAUUAUUUUGAUGCAAGAACUAGGUCAGGCCACAUAGAACAUGAACCUAAGGAAUCAUCCUUUUCUAGUUCAAGGAUGCAUCAGACUGUUGAUUCAGCUUUCGUUGGUAAGCGUAACAGAGAUGUAGAUGAUGAUAUUCCAAGCAGUUUAUUGCAAGAACAAACUGGCCCCAAAUAUGAAGCUGAUUUAGAUGGCCAAACCAAACAAGAGGUGGAGCGAUCUUCCAAUUUCAGUGAUGACAGAACUCAAUAUGGAGUGCAUGGGGUACAUGAUUUGGACCUUCAACCAUCAAACUUGGAAUCUCAAACUGCGACUUACAAUUCCUCAAACAAAAUGACAUCCUUUGAUAAACCUAACUCUUUCUCCUUAGAGUCUUAUGCCUAUGAAGAGUCACCUCAAAUGACAGGAGAAUCUUCUAAUACUGGCAAUUCUCUCGGUUUGGACUUCUGUGGAAAGCAUAGCAUCCUUAAUGCCUCAAAUGUAGAAUCUGAUGUCAUCAAUUUACCAUACUCUGUCUCUGCAGAACCCAAUCCACAAGCUUCACCUCCAGAUUUUAAUAUAUUGAAUGCUGUAAGUCAGGAGUCUGUGACCAAAAGUAAAGAUGACACAGUCAGUCUAUCAAGUCAAAGUAAUAGUCUUAAUGGGGAUGUGGGAAAGCCAGAUAAAUUGGUCCAGAGCUCCAAAAGCAUUGAACAGAGUUCUGCUAAAUGCUGCACAUCAUGCCACAAUCGAGAUGGCAUGCCUGAUAAAAAUACUUCCUGGAGAUUUUUGCCAACUGACUUGGACGCCAAACAUGAAAAGUAUGGUGAUUCUGAUCCUAGUAAUAGCUUUAAUGACAACCGUGGGAGUAGUUUGAGUGAAACCAGUACAGUGAUACCUGGGACUGGGCAGGCAGCCCUUCCAGGUGUUAAAGCCAUAUCUACUGAAGCUAGUCAGAGGGAUGGUGAAAAUGCAUCUCAGAUGUUUGGACUUAGCAGUAGAAUCCUUGUAAAUGGUUUUCAAAGAAAUGUAUCACUUGUCCAUGAUGAGAAGUCUGAACCUUCUAGCUCUAGGAAAACUGAUGUUUUUGAGCAGAAGAGCCAGAACCGAAGUGUUGCAUAUUGAACAUUUUCCGAGAGAACUUUCAAGGGGUAUUUUGAGAAUGGGUCUCCUUUAAAUUCACCUUCUUCUUCACCACCACUUCAACCUAUGAAGAUAUCUUUCCAACCUAUGAAUCGCUUUGAGACCAAACUAAAACUGAAAUUUCCUGAUGGGAGUUAUAGUCAUGACAGCAGUAGAGAUAUGCUACCUUCAUUUCAAUUUGUCCCAGAUCCUGCUUUGCCACAAUAUGACAUUGGUUCAGACUCUGACGAUGACACAUUUGGUAGAUCAUCUCGGUAUAUGUCUGAUGAUUGUGUUAGUCAUCACUCUGAGUCAAAUUCUGAUCAGUGGGAAUCUGAUUAUACUCCCCCAAGAAAGGACAAUGGGCUUUAACAAGCUUUAUGCAGAAUCUCAUCAAUAGAAUCUGUUUCAAGGUCUCUGGAGCUCAAGGGAACAGGAUGUGGAAGCAUCGAUGUUUAUGGACUUCAGAGUCCAUAUGCUGAAAAUUGUCUGGAACCUUGUCUGUCCGGUCGCUCACUUGAUCUUCCAAGUUUGAGCACUCUAAACCAUUUAUUUUAGCAAGAAAUAAAAAUUAACUCUGAUGGAAAGGAUUUGCCAGAGUUGCACUUUCCUAUGGAGCCUACACCACCACCUCUCCCUCCAUUACGAUGGCGGGUUAUGAAAAUCCUUUCAGGUGUGACAAUCGGUAAACAAGGUUCUAUAUCUGACACCCUGAACCAUGCAUUUGAUAGAAAGAUUUUGGGAUCUACCAUCUCUUCGCAAUCUAUUCCAAGCCUAAUGAAGCAACAGCAAAAUACUGACAAGGCCAUUGCAUUCACACCAAAGAGCAAGCCAGAGUGGCAGAAAUCAAAUGGACAGAAACAAGUUAAUCGGGCUGUAAAUGGCCAGGGCAUUGAUGAAAUGGAAGAUUUUCUGCAUCAGAUUAGAACAAAAUCCUUUAGCUUGAGGCGCACCAAGACAGAAAAACUUACUGUUACACCUGGGCCAACUUCCAGUAUCGAAGUCACAGCAAUUUUAAAGAAGGCAAAUGCAAUUCACCAGGCUGUUGGGAGCGAUGAUGGAGAAGAUGAUGAUAAUUGGAGCAACAUUUGAUUUCCCUCGGACGCUAUUAGAAGCCAUCCUCUUGUAACCAUUAAUUUUCUGAAGUUGAUGAGGUCCUGUUAUGAUGUGUAUAUAUAUAUGUGAAUAAUCUUUGCUCCUGUGUAACUAAUGUUUAUUGCUUUUUCCUUGUAUCAUGAUGAGGUUAUUUGCUUCUAUGCUAUUUAUUUUGUAUUGUAUACAGUGUACGAUCUCUAUCCCAUGUAGUUAAUUUAGGCAGUUAUUUCCCCAUGUAGUUAUUUAAAAAAUUAUGUUUGAGAUAUAUGAAUGGCUCUCUUUUUAUGA
Molecule: messenger RNA, 3138 nt
Organism: Camellia sinensis
Lineage: Eukaryota; Viridiplantae; Streptophyta; Magnoliopsida; Ericales; Theaceae
Source: RefSeq, a predicted model, not a curated record